CUGGUGGCUCUUGGCCGUAUCGAUCCGCGCUCCACUCAAAACUACCCCUAGUUGAGUAAGGCGCAGUGUCCGAAAGGCUCUCGCACGGUGAUCGCCUUUUUUUUAAUUAUUCGAGGAAGCCACGCGCGGAUUCGUUCCCGUUUUCAAUUCUCUCUCGUCGUCCUCGUUUUUUCUUAGUACACGCUACUAAUUUAUUCUCCUUCGGUGCUGAAUUGUCACGAUUUUUUCCGCUUCCGAGUAUCCGAUCGGAACGAACGAGAUUCCGGUGGAUAAGACACUGCUAACGGAGGCGAGUGAGCUUUUCGCGUUGGUGGCACGUCCAAAUAAGUCCUGAAUAUUUCGCGAGUGUUUCAGACUUUACGAAGCCCGACACUCAACUUCUACCGCUCGAUCGUGACCCAGCAAAGGUGCAGGCAACACGAUGGCGUUCGCAGGACUCAAAAAACAGAUCAACAAGGCCAAUCAGUACAUGACAGAAAAGAUGGGAGGAGCGGAAGGCACAAAGCUCGACGUCGACUUUGUGGAUAUGGAGAGGAAAACAGACGUCACGUGCGAACUCGUGGAGGAAUUGCAGCUCAAGACGAAAGAGUUUCUGCAACCAAAUCCAACGGCGCGAGCGAAGAUGGCCGCGGUCAAGGGAAUCAGCAAGCUGAGCGGUCAGGCUAAGGCUUCGACGUAUCCACAGCCCGAGGGUACCCUCGGCGAUUGUAUGCUCAUGUACGGCAAGAAAAUGGGCGAGGACAGCGUUUUUGGUGUCGCACUGAUAGAAAUGGGCGAGGCCAUGAGACAGAUGGCCGACGUUAAGUAUUCGCUGGACGACAACAUAAAGCAAAACUUCCUUGAACCGUUGCACCAUCUGCAGACCAAGGACCUCAAAGAAGUUAUGCAUCAUCGAAAGAAACUUCAAGGCCGAAGACUCGAUUUCGAUUGCAAACGAAGACGCCAGGCAAAAGCCAUUGGGAAGUUAUCGUCGAGUCCGCACCUCGGUAGCCCAGCGAGAUCGAACGCAUCGACUCCCCAUGCGGACGAUGAAAUUCGCCAAGCUGAGGAAAAAUUCGCGGAGAGCCUCCAACUCGCUCAAGUGGGCAUGUUCAACUUACUGGAGAAUGACGUUUUACAGGUGGAACAGGUUGCCCAACUUGCAACUUUUAGCGAAGCACUCCUCGAGUAUCACCAACAAUGCGUCGAAAUUCUCAGGGUGCUCACGGAAACGCUUUUGGAGAAGAAGGACGAAGCAGCAAACAGGCCCAAACUGGAGUUCGUACCGAAGACGUUGGCUGAUCUGAACGUGGAGGGCGGUCUACCAGGCUCGGACGGCAUGAACGGGUCAAGUCGAGCCGGGUCUCCGGUCCCUGGGGACGGCAAGCGCUCACAGCUCGAGCUAUUUCCGGCCGGAAACCCGCCGCAAUCAGCGAAUGCAUCCCCGUUGCCAUCGCCGAGCAAGUCACCGGCGAGGACUCCAAUGCCGAGGCAGCCUUGUUGCACGGCGCUCUACGACUUUGAGCCGGAAAAUCCCGGUGAACUUGGAUUCAAGGAAAACGAUACGAUCACCUUGAUUCAAAAAAUCGACGACAACUGGUACGAGGGAAGUGUGAACGGUCGUACGGGUUAUUUCCCAGUAACCUACGUCCAGGUGGUGAAUCCAUUACCGUAAACUGGUAUCGACAACCGCGAUACCAAAGACCGUGCAGCAUUUCUUCAUUCGCGUCUACAAUUAAUCAAGAAUCUACGCUCCUAGCCUACUCGAAAGGAUCGAACGGAAAAAAGGAAACAACAACAACAACAACAAUAUAAAACAGGAAGUAGCGGAGGAAGAAAAGAAAAAUACGGAGCUCCACUUUGCGUUAUGAGUUUAAAGCUUUCGCCAAUCCCUCGCGAUCCAAACAAAUUAUUACCAAACUUACGGAUUGACGAGAACGAGAAAAAGAAAAGAACAUAAAAAGGAAGAAAGGAAUAACAAAUCUCUAUAUCUCUAUUUCUGCCCGAAAAAAAAAAAAACAAAACAAAACAAAACAAAUAAUCUAAAACCUCUAUACGCAUGUUAAUGUACAUAUAUAUAUACGAAAUGUUAUGGUGUGUCUUUUAUCGACGUAAGAAACCUUUCCGAGUCACGAAAAGAGAAGCACACACUCACGCGGAAGAUAUAAAAGAGAAUAAGAAGAAAACAAAGCGCUUGGAGAAGCAGGCUCUGAUGCGAAACUUACUCGACGUAACGUGACGCUUCGACGGUGUACCCUAAUUACUGUUUCGUAAUCGACCGCUGAAUUUUAGUUCCUUUUUACACGGUCAAAAGGACUCUCUCUCCGUGAGCCCCUCAUUCGUUCCGUUGGUGUAAAAUAUAAUUUGAACGAUGGUUAUAUUUGUUACGGUGUAGUCGAGCUGCAUCGGUUUUUAGACAAAAGUGAUUGGAAUUAGUGUGCGUGUAGAUAUUAGAAGAAUAAUUCGUAAAGCAUGAAAACGAUGCUCGAACAAUAUUAAUUGAGGAUUCGUGUGUUUCGAACGUUCCAUCAAUUCCUUGAAGCGAAUUCCACAUUCGUUCAGCCAUCUCUCAAACCGUAUUUUUGUUUGGGUGCUGUUAUUUUCUUAAUGUUUCAACACCGUUCACGGUGACGUCAUUUUCGAAUAAGUAUUUUUAGUUUAAGCGAAAACGAAUGACGGCGAAUCUCUUCCAGGCCCCGAGUCCCCGUUGAUACAACAUUUUUCUUUUCCCUUAUUCGUUAUCCGCGUUACUUUCCACGGCGAUGCUCUUUUGUCGCAUCGUCCUAUUUUUCCGUACGCCAUUCUCGACGAGGCGGUCGAAAAUUUCAUUAACCGACUCUUCCAAUACCUCAUUUUCGCGAUUCUCCCGCUGUCCGAUUUAUUCACGCACGCCUCUACAUUGAUACGCAUAUAAUUCUUUACAUUAAAGAGAGAGAGAGAGAGAGAGAGAGAGCGCGUCGCGUAUUGUUCAAUAACGAUCCAACCUUGCAAUCGAUAACAGAGCUCUACACCCGAUCCUAAAUUCUCGAAAUCCAACCAACGACAUAACGACUGUGGACGAGAUUUCAUUGGCCAGAAUACAAAAAGAAAAUACGAAAAAAAAAAAAAAAAAAACAGAAGAAGAAAAAUGAAAGUAAUUAAGAAACUUGGUUAUAAUAUGCGUUGCCAUGUGGUUUUUAGGUACUCUUCGACCGAUAUUUCCUAAGCGUAACUUGUAAACCAUUAGAGUAUGUACGAGAAAAGGAGAGAAAGAGAGCGAGAGAAGCGAGAGAUAACAAAAAAAACCAACAAAUAUGUCUAUAUAUAUAUAUAAACGCGUAUACAUACCGUCGAUAUUACAAACGAUAGUUUCAUUCGUUAUACAUUUAUAUGUACAUACGUGUAUGACGAAUGAUAACCGUCUCAUUAUGAUUUAUCUUUUUCGACUAGUUAUACUUUUAGUCUUGUUUCUCGUUGAAUAUCAUCGAAAAUACGAGAGAAAGAAUCUAUCGAAAGAACGAAAAGAGCAAAUAAUUCAGAUUGAACCGAAAUUAUUCGAAAUCGGAGUAAUAAGUUGUUUUAUAGGGAGAAUCUUGACAUCGUUGAAAAUAUGUUAGUUAGCCAUAACGUUUAUUGAUUGCGAGCGAGAGCAAGGGAGCAGGAUAGGUGGGAGCAAAAUCGUGGAGGAGCAAAAUCGAAAAUUGCUAUUCGGAUAUUUUCAUUGAGAUGCUGAUUUGACCGAAAAGAUUGUAAUAAAAGAGGACAACGAGUCAGAAAAGCAAGUUAAAUGGAUAUCAUUGAUAUUACAUUUAUUGCGGACGUAUUGUCGAUGAAUUAACGUUGUUAGCGGUGAAUAACAAUGACGAGAAAGAAUCCAAUGAAAAAAGUCGAAAUGUGAUUCGAGUUCGAGUUGAGAAACGUGAAAGCAGCCGCGAGUUCGAAUCUGUACGCAAUUUCAUCAACGACACACGCGCGCACACAAUACUGAAGCUCGACAUUUUUCAAAUCGAUGUCGUGCAUCAACUGAUGCUUACAACAACAAUUGGAUGAUAGAGAUUGCGACUGCGAAUCUAGUGUGUUUCCUCAAACAAAAUGAAAUAACCGUGUAAGUUAGAGUCAGAAACGAGAAAAAAGUCUGUCUCAACCGACUCACCGCACAAGAGAGAAAGAUUCAAUGGUAAGGAAAUAACUGGAAUAAACUAUUGUUUCCGAACGGUCUAAUUGAAAAUCGCUAAGGUAUUAAAUACGCGUGGAUCAAUGUCAAAUUCACUGUGCUAAGUGUGUGCGCGGGUGUGAAGAUUCUCGAGUUUCGUGUACCUGAAAACAAAGAAAAACAAAACACACAACACACAAAUAAAACAAUGAAAACAAUGAAGCGAAUAAAAAAAUGUCAAUUAACGAUCGAGAAACGAUAUACAAAAAUGAAAAUGAAAUCGGUUUGUGCGAUUCGCAGGAAAACGUAUACUGAGAGCUCGAGUGAGAAUAUUCAAAAGCGUUUCGAGAGUCGAGCCUUCGAGGCGUAGCAAUAAGAGCGAGCGAGAAAAAAAUCCAUAAUUAGGAGACCCAAUUUGAUUCCCGAUAGAGGACAAAAUGGAGAAAGAAAGAGAGUGCGCACGCGAGAACUUUCAUUCAGCAGAGAUAAACCGUGCUUCGGAAAAACAAUAUUCGAAAAAAGUUUAAAAUACGAAUGAAAAAUUUGAGGAACACUGAAGCCGUUGACGUAAAAUCGAGAAAAAGAGAGAAAGGGAGAGAAGGACAAACUCGGAAAGAUUGCCAUUUAAAAUUAGCAAAUCUUGCGCACCCAAAUUCGAAGCUGCGAAUUUAUUGCGUCAGGAAACUCAAUUCAAGGGAUGUUGCGGUUAAAUUAUAUACGAUAUAAACCUGACGAAUGAAAUUUGAAAUUAUACAUGAGAAGAGAAAGAAAAAAUCAUUAAUCAUACAUACUAAAAAUCGGUAUCCUAUUCUAUAAAUGUUGGCUAUUGUUAAAUGUUGAAUAUUGUUCUGCAUGGAGCUUUGUCGUUCGGAUGAGGCUCGCAUAAAUUUUAUUCCGAUAUUUCGAAUUAUAAUGGAAGAAAAUUUUUUAAACAAAAACGUUGAUUAAUGAGAGAAUCCGAAGAGAGAGAGAGAGAGAGAGAGGGGAAAAUAGCCCCAGCGACAAAGCCACGUGCACUCUACUACUGUAAUCUAAGACCAUGUACGAGAGAAAAAGGUGCGCUCGGGAACAACGCAGCAGCAAAAGUAACGAACCAGCACGCCGAAAAAUUCUCGUACAUAGCCCUCGUUGUUCGGCAAUCGGAGGAAUUCCCUUCGAUCCGUUGCAAGUGGGAAAUAACGUCACUCUGCAUCCAAGGUCUGGCAAGAAACCAUAAACAUAAUCGACGAGAAGAAUUAUUUAAAAAAAAGCAUGCGGCGACAGCCGUCACGAAAAUCUCGGGGAUGCUGAAUUUUCAACAAUUAGCGACUUACUUGUGUUUUCAUGAGCGCCAGAAAAAUUCGAUCUCGACGCGAUGAACGUUUUGGCACUGUUUUUCUCCCCGAGAGCGUUAAACGAUCGAACACAAACUUGUAAAUCUUCGUCUGUUCCGCGUCGUACGAUGAUUCACGAUUUCCCAUAGCACUGUUUCUCGUUGUAGUUACUUUUGUCUCUUUUCUUGUUUUAUAUUACUUUUUCCUUCGAUCACUCUUUCUCUCACGUUGAUGAUUCACACUGUGACGCAGGUGUCAGGUUAACGACCAGGGGAUGCUAAGGAGUGACAUACUUUCAGACAAUACAUUACGAUUAAUUAAACUUAUAUAAUGCUAAAUUUAACCUUAACUAUAUUAAUUAUCGAGAAAAAAAGAGACAACAACAAAUGAAACUCCGAUUUGAUGAAGAACGAUGUAAACAAUUAUACAAUUUCGGUCAAUGCUAAAUGAAUAUUAUGAUAAACAGUUAAGGAAAUAAAGUGUGCUCUAUGUCAAAA
Messenger RNA from Venturia canescens, 5921 nucleotides. RefSeq names its product endophilin-A (gene EndoA). The transcript has 13 exons. NCBI's taxonomy places the organism in Eukaryota, Metazoa, Arthropoda, Insecta, Hymenoptera, Ichneumonidae. The record is from RefSeq and is a predicted model, not a curated record. Gene Ontology annotation, molecular function: protein binding. Bases 422 to 1654 code for a protein of 410 amino acids. Gene Ontology annotation, biological process: synaptic vesicle uncoating. Gene Ontology annotation, cellular component: presynapse; glutamatergic synapse; cytoplasm.